AUGUCUGCAUACAAUCAGACGAGUGGAAUCAGUACUACACUAAGCGCGUGUACUUUCCCCACCACUUCAUCUUCUUCUGAAAUUUUACCAAGUGAAGGGAAUUUUAUCACAACUAUCCUGUCUGACAAGGAUUUAUUACGAUGUACUUUAAAAUCUAUUCUGAGCACAUAUCUUUAUCAGUGUAGUUUAAUAUGCAGUUUUAUACGAGAAUCGGAAUCAAUAUAUUUAUUGCAUAAAUAUGAACUAUAUAAAAUUGUACAAAUUCCUAAAACUGAAUUUCACGCUAUGCACUCAUUGAUAUUUCAAAAGAUAAGUGAACAUCGUUCACGUAUGACUUUAGAUUUGUACAUUGAUAUAUGCUUACCGGCGUUAGCUAAUUCAAUAUGUAAGCGAAGGAAAUGUGAUUUUGGUACUUACGACCUAUAUAGAAUACUAUUGUCCUUAUCAUUAUUUCAAGAUAAAAAUUGUAUAAGAAUUGGAUGUGAGCCAAUGAAACAAAUUACGCGACUGUUUACAUUAACUAAGAGAGAAUAUAUGGCUAAAGCCAGUGGACUCAGAACACAUAAAAGUAAACAUUAA
Molecule: messenger RNA, 579 nt
Organism: Trichobilharzia szidati
Lineage: Eukaryota; Metazoa; Platyhelminthes; Trematoda; Strigeidida; Schistosomatidae
Source: the annotation of a GenBank genome assembly